Messenger RNA from Penicillium pulvis, 1269 nucleotides. RefSeq lists its product as uncharacterized. Gene Ontology annotation, molecular function: DNA-binding transcription factor activity, RNA polymerase II-specific; transcription cis-regulatory region binding. Gene Ontology annotation, biological process: regulation of DNA-templated transcription. Lineage: Eukaryota; Fungi; Ascomycota; Eurotiomycetes; Eurotiales; Aspergillaceae. The transcript has 3 exons. The record is from RefSeq and is a predicted model, not a curated record. Gene Ontology annotation, cellular component: nucleus. Bases 1 to 1269 code for a protein of 422 amino acids.
AUGAUCGGAGACUUAGGUCUGGAAAGACGUACCAAGCCGCGCGAAGCCGCACCGUAUUCGACAAUGGAUCCUGAAGCGCCAAGGGUGGUUACAAAUGAAGAGAGAAGGGUUUUGGUUGGUGCUUGGUAUAUGGGCUCAAACGCUGCUCUCUCUUUCAAUAAAUUGGACUCACCAAGAUACACGAAGCAUCAUGAUCAGUGUCUUAACGAGCUCAAAGAAGCUGCGGAAUAUGAGACAGAUGAACUUCUUAUACAGCUAGUUCGUAUUCAGCACCUCACCGAGAGGAUUUUUCAGUUCAACCACCGAGACCAAUAUGUAUUUGACUCGAUUGGACUAGCAUUGCCAGAGACAACAGCUGCUGCGCAUAUCUCAGCCUUCCAGGUAGGAUUGGAUCAACUUGAGGAUUCACUACCUAAGAAGCUUAAAACCAACUACUUAUUAUUGAGCCACUAUAGUACUGCACGGUUAAGACUGUUUGAUCCGCUGCUGAGCGAUAUUAAACUGUCAAGUAUUACAAGUCCCCCUUCCGUCCCUGCAUCGCUUUUGGAUGCGGAGGCAUUCCAUCGCUACCACGAUGCCAUGUCUGCUCUUAGAUCAUGGGUGAAUAAUUGGCUCGCCAUACCCGUUUGCUACUAUUUUUAUAUGCCGCAGCCCGGUUAUGGCCAGCUAAUGUAUGCAGUCACUAUGCUUGCUCGCCAGGCGAGGUUGUCGCUGCUUGCCAAUGCUCAGUUUAACCGUGUCAGCUAUAUUUCCUCUCACGUGUCUGCAGACACUGCCCAACGUGUUACCAAGAAUGUUGACGCCGAGGCAACUGAGAAUUUGGUGCUUAAUGCUCUACAGACCUUUGCUACCAGAUUCGAGGCUGCUAAAGAGGAGAUCGGUACCGCAUAUGGACAGGAAUGGGACAAUAACCUUUUGAACCUGAUCGCAAAGACGCUCAGAGUCAAGAAGGCUCGCAUCGAGAACUGGAGUAAAGUUCUCUUGGCGAAAACUACUGAUGGUUGUAGCGGCGACGGGGUUACGCCGGGACAAGAAUGGCCAGCGUUUAGCUCUGCUGAGGGCCAAGAGAGCAGCGCCGACGCCAGGGAUGCUGCAGAACGGCUUUUUGGGCAGCUCGAUAGGUCAUUGCUAGAUGAUAAUUAUCAGGAGAGCUGGCUGUGGGGCAGCGACCCUUUAGGACUCUUGUGCACUGACCAAGACAAUAUCUUUGAAGAAGCCGUUAGAACCGGUAACACUUCUUUACAUAACAAUGGCUUCGAUUACCAGUGA